Lactuca saligna is the source of this 591-nucleotide messenger RNA. Lineage: Eukaryota; Viridiplantae; Streptophyta; Magnoliopsida; Asterales; Asteraceae. The record is from the annotation of a GenBank genome assembly.
AUGGGUUUGGUCCCAAAUUCUUGCGAGUUUGCCACUCUUCAGGAGGCUGAUGGCCUUACUCCGGCCAACAGAGUAGAGUUCCCGACAGCUGGGGCUGAGAUUACUUCGCCGCCACCUGGAAAAGUGGGCGUUUAUCUGAAUAAUUUUGAUGCCGGCCUCCGUCUUCCUUUAACCAACUUUCAAGAAGAAUUGCAUCGUCGCAAAGAUUUCAACUUUCAGAUGCUGACCCCUAGUGUUGUUCACAAGAUGGUAGCCUUUGAGAUGAUAUGUCGGGCUAACGACAUUGUUCCCGUUUUCUUCGUCUUCAAGUUCUUUUUCCGGUUUGCAGCUACCAACGACAAAUAUACUUUUUUUGAUUGUCGUGGAGGUCACAACCUUGUUCUUGACAACAAGCUGCUCAAGGAAUGGCAGAAUAGGUGGUUGUGGGUUAAUCGAGAUCUACUUGGUUGGGAGUACCAUCGGGCAAAUGCUUUAUGUUAUGGGGGUGCGGCGGCGGGUCUUGCUGGAGGGAAUGAUACUUGUACGGAUGGUGGGGGUGGUUUGGCAGUUAGUGAUGUUGGAGAUGGCAAUAGCAGUCCCGAUGGUUUUUGA